Messenger RNA from Poecilia reticulata (guppy), 915 nucleotides. Its product is annotated as cytochrome c-b. The record is from RefSeq and is a predicted model, not a curated record. Gene Ontology annotation, molecular function: electron transfer activity; heme binding. Lineage: Eukaryota; Metazoa; Chordata; Actinopteri; Cyprinodontiformes; Poeciliidae.
UUGGCGCAGAAGAGUGAUUUCUCAAUGAGUUUUGACAGAUUUGACCUUGUUUUUUUUUUUGUGUGUGUGUGUUUUUUUUUCUUUUGACAUUGACGCGGAUGAUGAAACGUCAGCUGACUGAUGACGUGUAAUUCUGAGUAACUUUAAGACAAGGAAGCACGUUUUUUUCCCCCUCUCAACUAGGCAGUCGACAAAAUCGGUAGAAGGACAAAAGCCGGGUAGUUAGAGGUUACUCUCACGAUUCACCUGAUUUGACACAACAAAAUAACCGAAAGAAAUUAUGAGUGGGGACAUUGAAAAGGGAAAAAAGACCUUUGUCCAAAAGUGUGCCCAGUGUCACACUGUAGAAAAAGGCGGAAAGCAUAAAACUGGACCCAACUUAUGGGGCCUGUUUGGACGUCCGACAGGCCAGGCUGAUGGCUACUCUUACACAGACGCCAACAAGAACAAAGGAAUUGUAUGGAAUGAGGAGACUCUGAUGAUUUAUCUGGAGAAUCCAAAGAAAUACAUUCCUGGGACAAAGAUGAUCUUUGCUGGCAUCAAGAAGAAGAACGAGCGCGCCGACCUCAUCGCAUAUCUCAAGUCAUCCACUUCRUAAACGAAGAUUUCCUCUGCACAGCUUUAMCUGUCUUAUUGUUUUAAGUUAAGCAGCUCAGGAGACUUUUUCAUUCCAAACUAAGGCAGAGCAGGAACCAACUAAACUGAAAUCGAAUGUCACAUAUGCUGAAACUGUUUAUGAAAUUGUGAUAGCUGUUUUUACACAUCCUGUUUUAACAGGUAUAUUUUUGUAAUCUAAAAUAAUGAAUGAGUUCUGUGCAUAUAGAAAAUGAGUUGGACCUCCUCAUGAUAUGUUUGUCUUAGUAAUGAUAUUUGUCUUUUUGUAAUUUACUUGAAUAAAAUUGACACUAAACAUUU